AUGUCGCGGUUGAGUGCUGUGUCGGAUCCUCAACACCCGGUGAGACUGCUGCGAGCUCUCAGCUCCUUCCGCGAGGAGAGCGGUUUCUGCGAUGCGCACCUGGUGCUGGAGGGGGAGGAGAUCCCGGUGCAGAAGAACAUCCUGGCGGCUGCCAGUCCCUACUUUUCCUUCUCCUCCGCUCUUAGAACAAAAUUGAAUUACAGUCCUCCAAAGGAUGAUGGCUCAACGUACAAGAUUGAACUUGAAGGGAUAUCUGUCAACAUCAUGAAAGAGAUACUAGAUUACAUCUUCAGUGGGCAGAUCAGGCUAAAUGAAGAAACUAUCCAAGAUGUGGUACAGGCAGCUGAUCUCCUGCUGCUUACAGACUUAAAAACUCUCUGCUGUGAGUUUUUAGAAGGUUGCAUAGCUGCUGAGAACUGUAUUGGUAUUCGGGACUUUGCACUGCACUAUUGUUUGCAUCAUGUUCACUACCUUGCCUCAGAGUAUCUGGAAACUCACUUUCGAGAUGUCAGCAGCACAGAGGAAUUCUUGGAACUGACUCCUCAAAAACUGAAAGAAGUGCUGUCAAUGGAAAAGCUCAAUGUUGGAAAUGAAAAAUAUGUCUUUGAAGCGGUGAUUAGGUGGAUUUCUCAUGAUUCUGAAUCAAGAAAGGUUCACAUGAAGGAUGUCAUGUCAGCAGUGUGGGUUUCGGGCUUAGAUUCAGUGUAUUUACAUGAGCAGAUGAUGAGCGAACCACUGGUACGGGAGAUUGUCAAAGAGUGCAACAACAUUCCUCUCACACCACCGCAGCAGGGAGAGGUGAUGCUGGCCUCCUUCAAGCCCCGGGGCUACUCAGAGUGUAUAGUGACUGUUGGUGGAGAAGAGCGAGUAUCACGAAAACCAACCUCAGUGAUGCGGUGUAUGUGUCCUCUUUAUGAUCCCAAUAGACAGCUCUGGAUUGAACUUGCUCCUAUGAGUAUUCCAAGGAUCAAUCAUGGAGUAUUGUCAGCAGAAGGAUUUUUAUUUGUGCUUGGUGGUCAGGAUGAAAACAAGGGAACACUAAGCUCUGGAGAGAAAUAUGAUCCAGAUACCAAUUCAUGGAGCUCCUUACCACCAAUGAAUGAGGCGCGACAUAAUUUUGGUGUGGUAGAGAUUGAUGGAAUUCUGUAUAUCUUGGGAGGUGAGGACGGUGAAAGAGAGCUCAUCUCUAUGGAGAGCUAUGAUAUUUAUAGCCAGACCUGGACCAAGCAGCCAGACUUGACCAUGGUUAGAAAGAUUGGCUGCUAUGCAGCUAUGAAGAAGAAAAUCUUUGCAAUGGGUGGAGGCUCCUAUGGAAAACUCUUUGAGACUGUUGAGUGUUAUGAUCCUAGGACUCAGCAAUGGACAGCAAUCUGUCCUCUGAAAGAGAGAAGGUUUGGUGCAGUAGCCUGUGGAGUUGCCUCUGAGCUUUAUGUAUUUGGUGGGGUCAGGAGUCGUGAUGACAGUCAAGCUGGUGAGAUGGUGAUGUGCAAAUCUGAACUUUAUCAUGAGGAGUUUAAAAGGUGGAUUUAUCUAAGUGACCAGAACCUAUGUACCCCAACUAGUUCUUCUUUCGUGUAUGGAGCUGUGCCUAUCGGAGCCAGCAUAUAUGUGAUUGGAGAUCUUGAUACAGGUACAAAUUACGAUUAUGUUAGGGAAUUUAAGAGAAGCACGGGAACCUGGCAGCGCACUAAACCACUGUUCCCAUCGGACCUCCGCCGUACUAGCUGUGCAGCUUUGCGGAUUGCAAACUGCAGGCUCUUUCGACUGCAGCUUCAACAAGGGUUAUUCCGCAUCCGCGUACCUUCUCCAUGA
This is a messenger RNA of Strigops habroptila (Kakapo), 1812 nucleotides long. Its product is annotated as gigaxonin-like. Gene Ontology annotation, biological process: cytoskeleton organization. The record is from RefSeq and is a predicted model, not a curated record. The transcript has 11 exons. Gene Ontology annotation, molecular function: protein binding. The coding region runs from base 1 to 1812 and encodes 603 amino acids. Lineage: Eukaryota; Metazoa; Chordata; Aves; Psittaciformes; Psittacidae.